GGUUGGGUGAGGAGGAGAGUGUGUCUGUGAAGCGGCUCCGUAUCUACAGAGCUCUACAUUGCCCGCAAGACGUGCACGGUGCCCGAAAAUGGCCCUAAACCCCAACGCGGAGGAGAAAAAGGACAGAGAAUGUACCGAGACAGGCGAUCUCCGCUCGGAGGGGGGCGAAUCCGUGAAGAAUUCGCCGUCAGCCGCCACCUCGGCCACAGCCAACCAAAAUGGCGAUCAGACUGGAUGUGGAGACAGUGUAAUGCCCGAACAAGAAGCCCAUGAUCGGCGGAGGAGCGUGCAGACAGACGCCCGGAGCUCCAGCAGCUCGCCCUUGCCAGGCCAGAGACCGAGCGAAGAGUUGCCACGAAAAAAUUUCCAAAUCCCAAGGAAAAUUAGAGAACGGAAAGGCCUGUACCAGUUUCUACCCCCUGACAGCCGGGAGUUCGAGGACCUUGUGAAGAUUCUCUCCUCAUUUUACCUCGACGCGUCAUCACGAGGAACCUUCACCUACUGCAAAGCCAGGCUCAUUCACAAUGAACUGCUAGAGAAGGAGUUUAUCGAGAAGCGGAGAGAGAUGAAGCAGGAGGGGCGGACAGAACAAGAGCUGGCUGAGUCUUACUGCUUCCUUUAUCCAGACAAAUCCAAGUUGCAGUGGAUCUGUGAGAAGGGUCUGUCGGUCGGCCACUCUAGGAUUACUACAUUAGGAAAUCCAGCAACGGGUGUUUAUCUCUCUAAAUUUUCUGAUUUGCUACAAAUUAACCCGUUUGAAGUGGGUUCCUUUGGAGACAUGAUCGUUUUUAAAGUUAUGAGGGGACACUUAAAGCACAUCUAUGAAAAUAUGCCUAAGAAUGCCAUGGAACCUACACCCAAGUUUGACUGUCAUGUGUCCAAAAGUGCCAAUCGGGUCACGUCGUUGCUUUCAUACAGAGCUUUUGAGCUCACACAGCAAUACUUUUUUGAGUUUGCGUUUGAUGAGAUCAAGGCUCGGCCCAGGCAUGUGCGUCCGUACGCUGUCGUGUCCUUUCAGUACAAAGGCAAGGAGGCUGCAUCAGCUCCUAUGACUGCACACAGGUUCAACACUAUUUCUCCUGAAGGAAGUAGAGGGAAGAGCUGCUACACGGUGUGGAGUGGUCCACUGGUGAACAAGGACCAGGAGUUGUUCCAGGUCUGCUUACGAUCCUCCACGCGUCCAUACCUGCCUUUCAAACUGCCAGAGAAGCUGGAGGUGAGUCAGGGCAUGCAGCUGGACCAGGUCAAGAGGAAGAUUCCCUCGAUACUCUUUUCUUGGGACACCUACAGCAUCUCACGGGAAGUGACGAAAGGUGGGAUGUCCUGCAGCCUGUUUGAGGUGGUUGAUGGAAAAGGCAAGCCGACCAGUGGCAGCCUGGCAGCCCUGGUCCACAAACUGGAGAGGGACAGGAUGGUGCUGGUGAAGCCCUUGUAUGACAGGGGCUUUCUUUUCUUGCUGUCCUCUGCUCAGAUGCUUGAUCCCAAAGAACGACGGGGGCGGUUUGAGAAGAGCCUUCAGGCGCUGUUUAUCUUUCAGGAGUCAAGGAUGGUUGUCAAGUAUUCCUCAGCAUCCAGACCAUAUGAGCCAGAGUCGCUGUCGGUGGAGCCCCAGCCUGCCAUCCUGUCCUCCUUGGAGCCCUUUGUCCCAGCUCUGCACUAUGCCCUGCUCAAGCUGCGCCCCAACCCAGGCAAGGACCUGAGCUCGGGUGUGGAGCGCCAGGCUCACGAUUACCUAACUCGUAUGGAGAGUGCCACAGUCCGGCCCUUCAUUUUGCCUGAGUACAAACAGAACCUGGACGAGCGGAGCAACCUUCACCCAGCGCCCAGACCCAAAUAUAACAUGGAAAACCUGUUGCGCACCUAUGUCCACAGCCCCACUACCUACAUCUUAUCUCUAACCAAGGCAAAAGACAUGAUUGAAAGAAUACAGAACCCAGUGCCGCCUCCAGCACCGGCCCCAGUGGAAUACAGCCCCGUUUCUGACUGGGGAGGGUCAGACAGGGGCUCGGACAGGGCAGAGAGAGCCCCAGAAAGACAACCCCAGGAGAGGCAACCUGCAGAAAGGGCACCCCAAGAGAGGCUGCCCUCAGAAGGCAGCAGGCGGAGGCAAGGGGUGUCACAUUCAAAUGGGGCCCAGCCACAGCACAAGUCCCAGGUUGAGCCCCAGCCUCAGUCCCAGAGGUUGCGGCUGUCGCAGAACGAGUAUGAUAAAGACAAGAUGAAGCAGCUGCUGAAGCUGAUCCAACUCCACAAGAAAGCACUAGUAAAGGAUCCUGGGAAAGACAGGGGGGAUGCAGGGGAGGAUGGGACGUGGGACACUCACAGUCUGAAGAGGAAGCUAGAGGGAGAGGACAGGGGAGGCAUGAACAAACACCAACGCACAGAACCGCUGAGCAACGGAGAACCCAGCAGAGCAGCCCAAAUAGACGAAAGUGGAGAUGAUGGUGGACAGAACUACAAUCUGACAGCAGUGAUGGAGAGUAUGGGUAUCUAUGACACUGACCUCAGGGCUCGUGGCAAUACUCAUAGCUCCUCGGUCAGCGAGACUCAGCGCCUUCUUAAGAUCCUCUUGGCCACCCUCAACAAAGCCAUGGCCCAGAGCUCCAUGUCCGAACAGUCCAAUCACGGUGAGUCGUCGGCGGGGUCAGGGAGGAGGGAGCCCAGCAUCCCUGACCCAGACCUCAGGAAACAGGAAGAGCUGGCAUCACAGACUAAUUAUACUGAGGAGGACAUGGACUGCAGUCCUGGUAGCCCGUUCACCCCAGGCUCCCCAGUGGAGCAAGCUCACACCUCAGAUAACCCAGCCUGGGUUAUUCCCACGCAUGAAGAAAAAGCCCAGCCUUUUCCUGAGCCAGAGGCAGUACCAGAUGGCCAUGCGGAACUGAAGUCGCCACCACCACCAGUGGUGGAGGUGAAAAAGCCAGCCGCGCCACCCACCUUAACCAUGGUGGAAGAGCCACCCCCCAGGCCCUCCAUCAGCCUGGACACUAUACUCAACCAGGAGAUUCACAGCCUCUCCUCUGACAUCAAAAGCAUUAUGCAGAGUCACCACAUCUACUAUAGCUCCCAGCUGCCCCCACGCUUGCCCCCACGCCACUCCUGGCUACCCAACAGUUCUUUCUCAGACUUUGUUGUACCCUACGUCACUUCUGUCCCCGUCCAGGGGCAUGUUAAAGCACUGUGUGAGAAGAUGAGCAAGUUGAUCCCACCUCCUGCCCCCAAGGUCUCUCCCCCACCUCCCCAAGCAGCUACAUCUAAUCUUACACCACCGCCUGCAAUCACCCCAACUCCCAAAUCCAAAGCAGAGCCCUCACAGUCCAAGAGCGGCGCGGUUUCUCAUAGUCGUAAAAUGGGAACUGUGAAAGACAAAGCUUCCACUAAGACAAAAACAGAGGCUUCCUCCACAGAGCAGGGAGGAGAGAUAUAUUCUCCCUCUCAGGUCACCACGGACUCCCCCGAGUCAAACUCCACCCAGAAUCCCAGCCCAAAUCCGGGCUCUGCUCCCGCCCCCGGGUCCAACCUGCUGGCCAACAGCCUGAUUGGCCAGUUGAAGCCUGAAGUGUUCAGCAGCCUGGUGGAGAUCUUCAAGGACGUCACCAAGAACACAGUGAAGUUCUACAUCUACUCUGGGGAUGAAGGAGAUGAGCGCACAGUCUGUAAGGAGAUCAAGGAGUACUUGAUAAGCCUGGGCAACAGCGAGUGCAACCCACAGACCUUUCUAGAAAACAGCAGCAGUUUAGAUAAACUCCUCAUCAUCAUCCAAAAUGAGGACAUCGCUGCACACGUCCACAAGAUCCCAGCCCUGGUGUCACUGAAGAAAUUGUCCUCAGUGAGCUUUGCUGGUGUCGACACUCUGGAUGAUGUCAAGAAUCAUACCUACAAUGAGUUGUUUGUGUCUGGUGGCUUCAUGGUGUCUGAUGAGUUUGUCCUCAACCCUGACCUUAUCACGCAGGAUCGGUUACAGGGGCUGCUGAAGUUCCUAGAGGAGCAGAGCACCCCCGAACACCCCUGGCAGUGGAAGGUGCACUGCAAGUCCCAGAAGAAGCUGAAAGAGCUGGGCAGGUUGAACACCAAUGCCAUGGGCUUGCUGAACCUUCUGACAGCCUAUCAAAAGAAGCAUCUGGUGGAGUUCCUACCUUAUCACGAGUGUGACACCCAAUCACGUCAGGCCCCAGAUCUGGACUGCUUGAUUAAGCUCCAAGCUCAGCACACCCAGCAGCGGCACCUGAUCUUCCUCACAGAGAGGCCAUUUGAGAUGUUCCUGCAGUAUUCUAGAAAUGGAAUAGUCAUAGCAAGUAUUGAUGAUAUCAUGAGCGGUUUUCACAGCCUGAUUGGUUCCAUCAAUCAAAACGAGCUUCCAACGCCCCCCUCUACUGUAGUGCAUGAUGAGUGUGUGGAGGAGGAAGACAUGUCGUUAGACUCUGAUGACGGUGAGCCACCAGCCAUAUCAGAGUCCUCAGAGCAGAACCAGGAAGCUACUGUGGAGAAUCCCCCCCAGCCUCCACCACCGGAGACGGAGGAGUUCCGUCCCCCACUCCCCGACCAACAGGCCACGCCUGAGAGCACUCCCAACCUAUCUGACUACACCGCUCUCAAAACAGCCAUCUCUCAGUUCAAAGCCACCAACCAGCUAGUCUCAGGCUCCUCAGACGUUGGGAGCAUGUCACCCGGAGGCUUUUCUGUGAACCCCCACCAGAGCUUCCUGUGUCCCUCGGCCUCAUGGGCGUCCUAUACUGGCUCUUCUGGCUACAUGGCCUCCCCGGCCUAUCCUGCCUCGCCCUGCAGCAGCACCCAGGAACAGGAGUACCGGCCCCCAGCCACAGCUUCUGCCACAGUCGCUGGCCCCCCUCUCCUCACUACAGCAGGACCUCUGGCCAAUCUGGCCUCCCUCCCCUUGGAGGUCAAACCUCCCCCUCCACCUCACCUCAUGAUGCUGGGUCACACGUAUGGCUCUGACACUGGCGCAGCUGGGACCGUCGGGGCCUUUUCUACAGGCAGUGUUCGUUCACUGCCCAGCACAGCUGUGGAGGCAUCUCCACUCUCUACCACCCUCCCCUACACAGACAAAAGUGACACAGCCCAGCCUAGCUAUAUGACUGGCAAACCUAGUGUUAGUGCGACCCCUGUGCAACAGGCAGACAGGACACUUAGCGGCCCUGGGGAGGGUGUAUGGGGGACAGCAGGGACCGGCACUUCUUGUGAGACUGCCAGCUGCCAGGGUGCAGCCACGUCUGGAGCAGCAGCUCACAGUGCGCUUCCCCAGAGUGGGGAGAGGGAGUGGACUGAAACCCUCGGCAGCAGUACCCCUGGUAGUCAGGGGGGUAGGACUCCAGUGAACUGCGCUGACAACCUUGGAGCUUGUGUGGGUGUUCCCAUGGCAGCCACCAGGGGGGGCUCAGUGGUCAGACCUAAACUGCCUCAGCCUCCGUUGAGCGGUGGGAGCUAUGGGAGUAUAGGUGCCAUUCCUGGACAGAUGGAUCAUGGGCCUCUACGGGGUGCUGUGGGUCCUCCAUUAGGGGGCUACCGAGGGAGAGGAGGCCCAACAGGAGGGCCUUGGCCUAGGCUCGGGCGAGGACACGAACGGGGGGAGGGGACUGGAGGUGGACCCUGUUCUUGGGGUUAUCCACUGGGGAGGGGUGGGGGACAGGAGUACUACCCGGACUACACAUACUCUCACAAUUACUCCCCCUGAAUAGACAAUCAUGGUGAUCCAUGUGAUCAUGAAUGCCAUACUCCAGAGACUAUUAGAGCUGGCUGAAUGUAUAUAUAUUACUUGUCAUAAACACAUUGAUUUAAAUCAUUAAAUAAGAAUCCUGGUUUUCUACAUGAAUAAAAAUUGAUACAGGCAGUGCCGAGUGUCCUACUGUCGUGUAUACUGUAUGUACGCUCUUUCCAUGUGAGCUGUUUCAGACCCUGUUCAAACCACUAUAUUUAUAUUCGCCAAGAAAUGUAAUGGCCUUCCAGCUUCUCGGAUUUGUCAUGUAAUUUCUGUUUGUCCCAAUUUUGAAACGGUUUGUGAACAAGGGGGAAGGCUGAUAUUUUUUUAAAAGAAAAAAAAAAGAAGUGAAUGAAACUUCACUUUUGCUGUUGGUUUUCUUUUUUUUUUUUUUUUUUUUACAUAUUUGGUUGUUCAAAAAAAUUCUAUUGAAAUAAAACAUUUCAAAUCUUGUUUGUGUGAUGGGUUUGAUGACAGUGUCAAGCAAACCAUUAAAAGUGUAAACCACA
Molecule: messenger RNA, 6225 nt
Organism: Myripristis murdjan (pinecone soldierfish)
Lineage: Eukaryota; Metazoa; Chordata; Actinopteri; Holocentriformes; Holocentridae
Gene: tasorb
Product: transcription activation suppressor b
Exons: 23
Coding region: 89-5692 (1867 amino acids)
Biological process (GO): negative regulation of gene expression, epigenetic; protein localization to heterochromatin
Cellular component (GO): heterochromatin; nucleoplasm
Molecular function (GO): chromatin binding
Source: RefSeq, a predicted model, not a curated record